Messenger RNA from Erythranthe guttata (spotted monkey flower), 1726 nucleotides. The record is from RefSeq and is a predicted model, not a curated record. NCBI's taxonomy places the organism in Eukaryota, Viridiplantae, Streptophyta, Magnoliopsida, Lamiales, Phrymaceae.
CAGAUAUGCAUAGACUAUAUUCCAAAGUUCUAUUUUCUCUCAUUCAUAUCUCAAAAUGUCCCUACUUUUGAAACAACUUCACUUUUCAUGUUUCAUUGUACUGUUGUUUCAUAUUAGUUUAAGUCAAGAUGAUGGUCGGUUAGUCACGAGACUAACUCACCAUCAUUCUUUCAACUCUCCUUUCUUUGAUUCUAAACUUAGUAUGAAAGAUCGUGGUCUCUUCGAUUUAAAAAGCUCUAUAUAUAGAGCAAGUUAUUUGGUAAGCAACACUACUAGUUCUUUGUUGCACUUAACCGACCUUGAGUCGGAACUUUAUUCAUGGAGAAAUACAGGUUUUCUCGUCCAUCUAAAGGUUGGGUCGAGAAAUAUGUCCCAAAAUGUCUACAUGGACACUGCCAGUAGCUUAUUUUGGAUAAACUGUGAACCAUGCGGUCUUAAUGUGUUGGGUCCUUUAUUUCACCCAAAAGAGUCUUCUACCUAUGAGGUAGAGGACUGCAACGAUUAUGAUUAUAUUUGCAUAGGAACUGGUGCAGUUAACAUUGAGUGUGACAGUGUUAAAUGCACAUUUGCGAUACAAUAUGGUUCAGCUUUUAGUAAAGGAGUCCUCGCCAGGGAACAGUUUAAAUUUGGAAUUAGUCCACAAGUGCUAAAAGGCAUUGUAUUUGGUUGUUCAUCUUACUCCAAAGGUAUUAAUGCCAAUGGUGUUCUAGGGCUUGGUGGCAGUUCUCUUUCCCUCCGUGCGCAGAGAGGUUAUACGAAAUUUGCUUACUGCCUAGGCAAUAUUACCGACAGGUCAUAUCUAUAUAGCAGGUUGAUUAUAGCGGAUAAAAUUACCUUCACUGGUUUCGAGACGCCGUUGAUUGUAGAAGAUAAAUAUUACAUAAAUUUGGAACGCAUAGAGAUUGGUGAGAUUACGUUAGCCGUUGAUCCACAUAUUUUUAGAAGAAAUUCUGUUGACUACACUGGGGGAAUGAUAGUCGAUGCCAGUUCAACCUAUACCUUUAUGCCACAAGUGGUAUUGAAAAUGAUCGAGGCUGAAGUGAUCAGAGUGAUUAGAUACAACGCCAACGAAAAUCCUUACAGUCUUGUCAAAAUAACGAGGAAUGAGUCCAUCCUACACGAAGGACCCGAAGGAGUGUACAACAGGCUAUGCUAUGACGGAGUUCUAACCAGAGACUUGAAAUCUUUUCCAACCGUGCGAUUUGUGUUUCAAGGGGAUGCGAGUAUGGAAAUGAUUCCUGAAAAUGUUUUUCAUCAAAUUUCGGAAGAUACUUAUUGCUUGGGAAUCUUACCGAUUGAGAUUGUGAAUCGGGGUGCUACGGUUAAUAUACUAGGUAACGUAAUGCAACAGUAUUUGUACAUCGCAUUCGACCUUUUUAAGGAGAGACUUACAUUUAAAGCUAUGGAUUGUAGCGCAUGGGAUGAUUAUAUCCCAUAGGCAAAGGGAAUCAUUAAAGACUAUUGUAAUAAUAAACUAGUUUUCUUUUCAUUGAAUAUGAAUGCAAUCAAUCAUUUGAAAUAUUUUUAUUAAGUACAAUUAAUAUUUCUCUAUGAGUUUAAUUAGUGGAUGCAUGUUUUUAAUUAUCCACCAAAACUUGAACGUGUGAACUAACAAUCUUUUGCCAAACUAUAAAAAGUUGUUCAGUUUUUAGUAGACAUGCUGAUUGAAUGGUUACUUCUGCAUUGAAUCAUUGGUAAUUGUUGAUAUGCACACUACAUCGAAUCA